AUGUAAAUUUAUUAAUAAAAUAUCUACUAUGGUGAAUCUAGUAAUACAGCUUUAAAUGUUGUCGUAGGAUCAGGAAUAUUGAUAGCUCUAAUAUAUUUCAAUGCUUCAAUGCUAAGGUUCUUUUUCCUUCUAUUAAAUUUUGGAUUUAUAGUUGGCCUCAUUAUAUCUUCGAUGAUUUAAUCUUCAUUUUACUAUUAAAUCGAAACAGACUUUAUGUUCUUUCCUUUAACAACUUCUAUUUUUGUUUCUGGAGCGAUUUUAGGUUUGAAUUGA
This is a messenger RNA of Paramecium primaurelia, 273 nucleotides long. Lineage: Eukaryota; Ciliophora; Oligohymenophorea; Peniculida; Parameciidae. The record is from the annotation of a GenBank genome assembly.